Molecule: messenger RNA, 522 nt
Organism: Brenthis ino (lesser marbled fritillary)
Lineage: Eukaryota; Metazoa; Arthropoda; Insecta; Lepidoptera; Nymphalidae
Source: the annotation of a GenBank genome assembly
AUGCCGUAUUGUUCAGUGAAAUGGUGUGGAAAAUGUAGUUCAACGUCUAGUCUCACCAAAGAUUUUUCAUUGAUAACAUUUCACAGGUUUCCCACGUGCCCUAACAUAAAACAAAAAUGGAUUAACGCUACAAAACGAGAUGGAAAUUGGUUUCCUGGAACGAACCACGUAAUUUGUUCUCGUCAUUUCACUGAGGAUUGUUUCCGCGUUAUUAGUGGAAAUCGUCGUUUUCUAUUCGAAACUGCCGUGCCUACACUAAUGUUACCAUGUUUGGAGAGUCAUCAAAAUCUCGCGGAGGCAUCUACUUCAUCAAAAUCCGUAACUUCGAACCAAAAAAUAAAUAUACUGGCUACUCAAUCAACUUCUAGUCUUAAUGUAACAUAUAUUUCGUUGACUGGUAGUGUUCAAAACAUUCUUGCCUUGCCAUCAACUUAUGCGGAAUCUGAAACUGUAAAUCGAGAUACAUUAACACCGGUCCCUCAGCAAAAUUCUGAGCAAACGACGACUGUACAGGGCAGUCAU